Malassezia japonica is the source of this 1716-nucleotide messenger RNA. RefSeq lists its product as uncharacterized. Bases 1 to 1716 code for a protein of 571 amino acids. The record is from RefSeq and is a predicted model, not a curated record. Lineage: Eukaryota; Fungi; Basidiomycota; Malasseziomycetes; Malasseziales; Malasseziaceae. The transcript has a single exon.
AUGGGCGAUACGCCGCUCGUCGCGCCGGCGGCCGCACUCGAGGAAGAAACGCCGCGCCGUGCGCCCCGCUCACGAAAACUCCCCAGCCGCCUGCGCUCGCCGUCGCCGUCGCCUGUGACGCCGAUGGCAAAGGCGCCGCGGUGCCGGACAGAGACACCAAAAGAAACAAAAGACUCGCCCGCGUUCGCACAGCGCGCGAGCGCGCCUGCUGUGCCGGCGCACACAGUCAAGACGUCGCCGGCGCCGAGUCCUUCGCCCGACCCCGAGGAAACGGGGCCAGGGAAGCGCCACCGGCGGCCGAGCACCAUGUACAAGCCCCCCGAGGCACUUACUGCGGAACAGGCCAAGGCAGCGUCGGCUUCGCCGCCGAUGCCCACGCCACGCACCAAGAAUAGCGCACGGAGCGCCAAGAGCCCUGCGCCGCAAGUGCGGCCAGCGCCGAAGCGCACUACGCCCGAGCCGCUCGAGCGGCCGGAGCACGCGCCGGCGACCUUUACGCGCCACGGCGAGCGGAUCGUGCCGCCGCCACGGCGAGAGGCGCCGCGGCCCGCCGACAUGUCGGGCAUCAUGAGCCCGAAACCGGUACGUACCGCAACAGGCGUCUGGCGCCCGCUGCCUGUGACGGUGGACGAGGAGGAGGACGACGACGACGAUGAUGACGACGAAGGCGACGUCGUCCAGCGCUCGGCGGACCUCGCGCACCAGGCGUGGUCGAUUGCCGUCUUUGGGCAGCCCAAGCCGGGUGCGGCCGUCAAGAGCGUAGUCUUUGCCAGCGACCACACCUGGCCGUCGAACGCCGCGCCGUCGAACGAGUCGGACGGCGAGGAAGACGACUUCCACCGGACGAUGCUCCACGACCCCGAGCUCGAUCUCCUGACACACGUCCCGUCGCCAUCGCAAGAUGGGAGCGAUGCGUCGGACGGCAUCAUGACCGACGGCAACGUUACGACGCCCGCGUCGUGCACCAAGGAAGGCUCGCCGUUGACCAGCGAGCCGUUCGGUACGCGCUCGCCGUCGGUGAAGCAGUCGUCGCCCGACCACGCCGAGGUGCCGAGCAAUGCCGUGUUCCAGCACGCGCUCCCGGUGCCGAUGCGCACCACCGAGUCGGCGCACGCAGGAGCGCUCACCCUCUCGUUGCCGUACGACGCGCUCGCGGCGCCAACGCCGUUGGAUACAGAGUCGCGCGAUCCGGCGCUUGAUGCCGACGGCGAGACGCCGCUGACGCCGAUCCACACCAUCACUGCACAAGAGAUGGCGGAGCGGUCCGUGCCAAAAGACAAGAGUGCGUCGCCCGUGACGCUCGCGGCGCUCAUUCCGCCGUCACUCCCUUCGGACGCCGCGCCGCCGGUGGCGCGCGAGUCGCUGCACGACGCCGCGCCGCUCUUUGACGCAUCCUCGAGUGCGACUGCGCCCGAGCCGAGUGCGCCCGAGCCGGCGCACUGGCUCGACCCCACGCCGUCGCAAAUGGCGACGCACGCCUCGCUGCACCUCACGAUGCAGGAGGCGCAAGGCGACAGCGACGUCGACACCUACUUCAGCUCGCCGGAGGAGAUGAUGGCGCUCACCGACCUCGACCUUGCGUGGGACUCGGCGCACCUCCGCGACGAAGACAAACGCGCGCCGCACGCGAAACGCGCGCGGCGCGCCGACGCCAAGUGCGCUCCGGCACGCCCCGAGACACGCCGGAUGCCGCGCCUGCGCAAUCGCGCUUCGUAG